AUGAGUAAAAAUAUUGAACAAUUCAUUGGAGGUAACAAUUUACAAACAGCUCCACGAGGAAAUGUCCGAAAUUUUGUCGAGCAACAUGGGGGUCAUUCAGUUAUCACGAAAAUUUUAAUAGCUAACAACGGGAUUGCCGCAGUAAAAGAAAUUCGUUCUAUAAGAAAAUGGGCUUACGAAAUAUUUGGAGAUGAGCGAGCUAUCCAAUUCACAGUCAUGGCUACUCCCGAAGAUUUGAAAAUCAAUGCAGAGUAUAUUCGAAUGGCUGAUCAAUAUAUUGAAGUUCCCGGUGGUUCUAAUAAUAAUAAUUAUGCCAACGUUUCUUUGAUCGUUGACAUAGCAGAGCGAACUGAAAAAUUAGCACAAGGUAAAAAUAAGAUCGUCUUCAUAGGACCUCCAGGUUCUGCGAUGAGAUCUUUAGGUGAUAAAAUAUCUUCAACAAUAGUUGCUCAAUCAGCUAAUGUACCAACAAUGGAAUGGAGUGGAAGUGGAAUUACUAAGACAGAUUUCGAUGAAUAUGGUCGUGUGAUCGUACCUGAACAAACUUAUGAAGAGGCGUGUAUUAAGGAUUCUGAUGAUGGCUUAGAAAAAGCUAAAAUUAUAGGAUUUCCAGUGAUGAUAAAAGCUUCCGAAGGUGGGGGUGGUAAAGGAAUACGUAAAGUAGAAAAUUCUGAAAACUUUAAGCAAGCAUUCGCUCAAGUUAAGGGUGAAGUUCCUGGAUCCCCCAUAUUCAUUAUGAAACUUGCUGGAAAUGCUCGUCACUUAGAAGUACAAGUAAUCGCAGAUCAAUAUGGAAAUGCCAUAUCAUUAUUUGGUAGGGAUUGUUCAGUGCAAAGAAGGCAUCAAAAAAUUAUUGAAGAAGCACCAGUGACUAUUGCAAACGAUGAAACAUUUGAGGCAAUGGAAAAGGCGGCUGUCAGAUUAGCUAAACUAGUUGAUUAUGUUAGCGCAGGCACUGUUGAAUAUUUAUUUGAUAGUAACGAAAAUUCUUUCAGCUUUUUGGAACUUAAUCCAAGAUUACAAGUAGAACAUCCCACUACUGAAAUGGUUUCUGGUGUGAAUUUACCAGCAGCUCAAUUACAAAUUGCCAUGGGUAUUCCACUUCAUAGAAUCCGAGAUAUAAGGGUUCUCUAUGGAUUAGCUCCCAAUGGAACAUCAGAAAUUGAUUUUGAUUUUUCAAACCCAGAAUCGUUACAAACUCAGAGAAAACCGGCACCAAAAGGACAUGUAAUUGCCGUAAGAAUCACAGCAGAGAAUCCUGAUGCCGGCUUUAAACCUAGUAGUGGUAUGAUGCACGAACUUAAUUUUCGAAGUAGUACAAAUGUUUGGGGUUACUUUUCGGUGAAUUCUGCUGGUGGUCUUCAUGAAUUUGCCGAUUCUCAAUUUGGACAUAUUUUUUCCUACGGAGAGAAUCGUCAAGAAUCGCGUAAGAACAUGGUUAUUGCUUUAAAAGAACUUUCAAUCAGAGGCGAUUUUCGUACAACUGUUGAAUAUCUAAUUAAAUUACUUGAGACAAAAGCAUUUGAAGAUAAUAGUUUCACCACUUGUUGGUUGGAUAUGUUAAUAUCAGAAGUAAAUUUAACGGCCGAGAAACCUGAUAAGAUGUUAGCUAUUAUUUGUGGUGCAGUAACUAAAGCCUACACUGCUUCCCAAGAAUCUAUCUCAGAAUAUAGACGCUUUUUAGAAAAAGGUCAAAUUCCCAGCAAAGAUGUUUUACGAACGGUCUUUGCGAUUGAUUUUAUUUAUGAUGGAGUUCGUUACAAGUUUACCUCUACGCGCUCUGCUCCUCAUUCUUUCAUGUUCUAUUUGAAUGGAUCUAAGGGUCAAGUAUCCGUUCGUGCUCUUUCAGAUGGUGGUCUUUUAGUUCUUUUAGAUGGAAAGAGUCACACUUGUUAUUAUCGGGAAGAAGUUCAGGGAACUCGUCUGAUGAUUGAUGGUAAGACAUGCUUGCUUGAGCAAGAAAAUGAUCCGACUCAACUUCGUUCUCCAUCUCCAGGAAAACUUGUAAGAUUGUUGAUUGAAUCUGGUGAUCACAUUAACGGUGGAGAAGUAUACGCUGAAAUAGAAGUGAUGAAAAUGUACAUGCCUUUAAUUGCUACGGAAGAUGGUAUUGUACAUUUUAUUAAACAAGCAAACUCCACGCUUGAGGCCGGUGACAUUAUAGGAAUUCUUACCCUUGACGAUCCAAGUCGAGUUCGUCAUGCUAUACCUUUUGAAGGCCAAUUUCCGACUAUGAAUCCUCCAGUUAUUAUUGGUGAUAAAGCUCAUCAGAGAUAUUACGAGGUCAGAAACAUUUUAGAAUGCAUAUUGGAUGGAUAUGAUAAUCAAGCUGUAUUACAUAGUAGUGUCAAAGAAUUGAUUGAACUUUUGAGAAAUCAAGAGUUACCUUAUUUAGAAUUUCAUUCCGUAUUUUCAACACUUACUGGGAGGAUACCAUCAAAAUUAGAAUCAGCCAUUCAAAAUAUCUAUACAGAAAGUGAAAAAAAAGUAUUAGAAUUUCCUGCUGAAAAUCUUAAAGAUUUGAUUGAAAAUUAUUCUCGAGAUCAUGUCAAUUCUAAUGACAUUGCCAAUUUUGAGGCAUUAAUAGAACCAUUAAUUGAAAUUAUUAACAAAUACAUAUCUGGAUUAAAAUUCCGUAAAUGGUCAGAUAUCAUAUACUUUUUAAAUAAAUAUCACGAAAUUGAGGUACUAUUUUCAGAUCAAGCAAAACGUGAAGAAGAGGUAAUUCAUUCUUUACGUGAAAAAUAUAAAGAUGAUUUGGAUAAAGUAAUUUCAAUAGUCUUAUCACAUUCUAAAGUUGCUGCCAAGAAUAAUCUCAUUUUAUAUUUACUGGAUCAAAUAAAGCCCGCAAAUGUUGGGCAGGCUCUUGAUAAAUUCUUUUCUCCCGUUUUGAAAAAGUUAGCUGAACUUAGCGGAAGGCAUACCGCCAAAAUUUCAUUGAAAGCAAGAGAAUUAUUGAUUCAUUGUCAUUUACCUUCAUACGAAGAAAGAUAUGCGCAAAUGGAACAAAUACUCAAAGCUGCUGUUAUAGAGAGUCAUUAUGGUGAUGAUGGUUAUGAUUAUAGAACACCAAGUUAUGAUUCCCUCAAGGAAUUGAUCGAUACAAGGUUUGCUGUCUUUGAUGUUUUACCAAAUUUCUUUUAUCAUCCGGACAAUUGGAUCGGUCUUGCAGCAUUAGAAGUCUAUGCACGACGUGCAUAUCGUGCUUACCAGCUUUUGGACUUAGAAUAUCAUACGGACGAAGUUCCAUUCAUGGUUUCUUGGAAUUUCUUAUUGCAUAGCACCACAACCGAUCCACCAACUACAAAUUUUAGUAUGCGACGAUCCGGUUCUGUUUCAGAUUUAAGUUAUUUAGUUCCACGUACAAAGAAUGAACCUGUUCGUGUUGGUGCUAUGUUUUCUUGUAGAUCUAAUGGAGAAAUUGAAAAAAAUUUAUCAAGGAUUUUGAGUGUAUUUCCAAAAUCAUCUCCACAAGAUUCAUCUGAUACGAACGUUAAUAAUGUUCUCAACAUUGCUUUGAGAUUAGAUGAUGACCCAGUAGAUGAUGAAACUCUUAAACGAGAUAUACAACCUAUAAUUCAACGACACGCAUUUGAACUUCGUGAACAUGCAAUCCGACGUCUUACCAUAGUUCUAUUUAGAAAAGGACAAUAUCCUGGGUAUUUUACAUUUCGGGAGGCUAGAGAUUAUCAUGAAGACCAAACAAUACGUCAUAUUGAACCUGCUAUGGCUUAUCAACUUGAACUCCCGAGGUUAUCGAAUUUUGAUAUAAAACCUUGCUUCACAGGAAAUCGUCAAAUACAUGUAUAUUUUUCCAUAGGAAAAGAAAAUUCAUCAGAUUGUAGAUUUUUUAUUCGAGCCUUAGUUCGCCCGGGAAGAUUACGAAGUAGUGUACGUACCGCAGAUUAUCUUAUUUCGGAAUCGGAUCGACUUUUAAAUGAAAUUCUGGAUACUUUGGAGAUCGUCAGUUCUGAACAUAAGAAUUCAGAUUGUAAUCAUUUAUUUAUUAAUUUUAUUCCAACAUUUGUAUUGGAACCACGUCAAGUUGAAGAGGCUGUAAGAGGUUUUAUAGAGAGACACGGGAAACGAUUGUGGAGAUUACGUGUAACAGGUGCCGAAGUGAGAUUUAAAGUAGAAGAUCCUGCUCAAGGAAAUCAUUAUCCUUUACGUGUAAUCAUUAAUAACGUAUCAGGUUAUGUUGUUAAAGUUGAAACAUAUCAAGAGGUUACAACUGAAAAAAAUAAUAUCAUUCUUAAAUCCAUUGGAAAAACCGGGUCAAUGCACCUUCAAUCGAUACAUACUCCAUAUCCAACUAAAGAAUGGCUUCAACCAAAACGGUAUAAAGCACAUUUAUUGGGAACAACUUAUGUUUAUGAUUUUCCCGAAUUAUUCCGUCAAGCUACCCGAACACAAUGGAAUCGAGCUGCACACUAUAAUCCGGAACUUAAAUGUCCGAAUGAUGUAUUAGAAGCAAAAGAGUUAGUUUUAGAUGACAAAGAUAAACUACAAGAAGUUGAUCGAGCACCUGGUACUAAUACUUGCGGCAUGGUAGCCUGGGUUAUUAAACUUUUCACUCCCGAAUAUCCUAAAGGUCGUAAAAUUACCGUAAUAGCAAAUGAUAUUACGUUCCAAAGCGGUUCAUUUGGUCCCGCGGAAGAUCAAUUCUUUGCUAAGGCGACUGAACUUGCUAGGGAAAUGGGUAUUCCUAGAAUUUAUUUGUCCGCUAAUUCAGGAGCCAGAAUUGGUUUGGCCGAUGAAAUUUUCGAUCAUUUUAAAGUUUCCUGGAUAGAUAAAGAAAAUCCAACGAAAGGAAUAAAUUAUUUUUACAUCGAUGCGGAUAUUUAUAAACAAUUAAACCAAAAUGGCAGAAAAUCUGUGAUUGCUGAGGAAGUGAUUGUAAAUGAAGAAUUAAGAUAUAAAAUCACUGAUAUUAUUGGAGUCAAAGAUGGACUUGGUGUUGAGUCUCUAAAAGGAUCUGGAUUAAUCGCUGGCGUUACAUCUCGUGCCUAUGAAGAUAUUUUUACAAUCACUUUAGUUACAUGUCGUUCAGUUGGUAUUGGGGCAUAUUUGGUUCGCCUAGGUCAACGAACAAUUCAGAAUGAAGGACAACCUAUUAUACUUACUGGAGCACCUGCAUUAAAUAAAGUCUUAGGUCAAGAAGUAUACACAUCAAAUCUACAACUCGGAGGCACUCAAAUAAUGUAUAGAAAUGGUGUAUCACAUCUCACAGCUCAAAAUGAUUUGGAAGGCAUUACCAAGAUUAUUCAAUGGCUUUCUUAUAUUCCUUCUUCGCAAAAUUCCCCAGUAUCCAUAUUUCCCAAUUCCGAUACCUGGGAUCGAGAUAUUGAUUAUGUACCUCCCAAAGCUCCAUAUGAUCCGCGAUGGUUAAUUGCUGGUAAAUUUGAAAAUGGAAAUGAUUCUAGUAGUAAUUGGCUAAGUGGAUUUUUUGAUCGUGGAUCAUUCGUUGAAACGUUAUCCGGAUGGGCAAGGACUGUGGUUGUCGGUCGCGCACGACUUGGAGGAGUACCAAUGGGAGUCAUAGCUGUAGAGACGCGUACGGUAGAACAUAUAGUUCCCGCAGAUCCCGCAAAUGCCGAGUCUCAUCAACAAAUGAUGAUAGAAGCAGGACAAGUUUGGUAUCCAAAUUCGGCUUAUAAAACUGCCCAAGCAAUUAAUGAUUUUAAUAAAGGUGAACAGCUUCCUCUAAUUAUUUUCGCAAAUUGGCGAGGAUUCUCUGGAGGUCAACGUGAUAUGUUUUUGGAGGUAUUGAAAUAUGGAUCAUAUAUCGUUGAUGCACUUACUAAUUAUAAACAACCCGUAUUUGUUUAUAUUAUACCUAACGGGGAACUUCGUGGAGGAGCCUGGGUAGUAAUAGAUCCAUCAAUUAAUGAAAAUAUGAUGGAAAUGUAUGCUGAUAAAAAAUCUAGGGCAGGUGUUCUCGAACCUGAAGGAGUUGUUGAAAUCAAAUAUCGUAAACCUCAAAUACUUGAAACAAUGGAACGCCUAGAUGAAACAUAUCGUAGUCUUAAGAAAUCCUUGGAUGAUUCAACAAUUUCCGAAACACAAAAAUCAGAAAUUAAGUUACACCUGGAAGCGCGUGAACAAGAGUUGCUUCCAGUAUAUUCUCAAAUUGCACUCCAAUUUGCGGAAUUACAUGAUACACCAGGCAGAAUGAAAGCUAAAAACACAAUUCGUAAGGUAUUAGAAUGGAAACAAGCAAGGAGAUAUUUUUAUUGGCGUGUAAGACUACGUUUGCAUGAAGAAUAUAUUUUUAGAAAAAUUCAUGAAGCCAAUUCAAAUCUUACGAGGAGUCAAAUGAAAUCAUAUUUAGUUGAAUGGUUCCGUAAUGACAUGAAAAUUGAAUAUGAUUGGGAAGAAUCUGAUAUUGAAGUUGUGAAGUGGUUUGAUAAAAUUCUUAGUGAAGAUAUGAAUGAUAAAAAUAAUGAUAAUUCGGAAUUUACCGAGACUUUCCCUUCAAUUAAGUCAAGAAUUGAAAAGAUUCGAGAUGAAGCAAUUACUAAGAAUGUUAUACAUUUGGGAAAGAGAAAUCAGAAGGCGGUAUUUGAAGGGAUAUCAGAACUAUUCAAAGAUUUGAGUAUUGAAGAAAAGAAUGAUUUACUAAAAAAAUUAUCUGAAACCGAAUGA
Molecule: messenger RNA, 6645 nt
Organism: Diversispora eburnea
Lineage: Eukaryota; Fungi; Glomeromycota; Glomeromycetes; Diversisporales; Diversisporaceae
Source: the annotation of a GenBank genome assembly